AUGUGCAAUUUGUGGUUGCGCGCCACCCUGCUCCAGAAAACCAACACCUGGACGUUGACGAAAUAUAACGGGCCACACAUAUGGGAUAUGCUAGUGUCAACUCGUAACCACAUAAAUUUUGGAAUUAUUCAAAUUGCCGAUUUUAUUAAGACUCAAGUGUUGGGGCAGCGUGAUAUACGGAUUAAGACGCUUAUGGCGGGAAUUUUAAAAUCCUUGGGACUGACCCUUCCAUAUAAGCGGGUGUGGUAUGGGAAGGAGAGAGCAAUUAGUAGCGUCUACGGGGACUGGGAAUAUAACUACACGCAAAUCACGAAAUUCAUGGAUAACUUGGUCCUCGUGAAUCCUGGAUCUUUCUGGCAUGCCGAAGGCCGCCAAACUGAUUGCGGUGGGGUGGAAUGUAGAAUUUUCAAAAGAAUAUUUUGGACCUUCUUCCCGAUGGUGGACAGAUUUCCAUUUUGCAAACCAGUUCUAUUCAUCGACCGGACGCAUUUAUAUGGUAAAUAUAAAUUGCAUAUGUUGAUAGCGUCGGCGGUAGAUGGCAACAACCACAUAAUGCCAGUGGCGAUUGCAAUAGUUGAUUCUGAAUCUAGUGAGAGUUUUGAAUAUUUUUUGGAUCAUCUUGGAGAUCAAGUCAUUCGCGAUCGAAAGGUGGCCAUUGUUUCAGAUCGCGCUUCCGGAUUAAUAUUGGUUUUGAAGCGUCCGGAAUGGGAAGAGAUUGAUCACUUUUUCUGUAUUCGGCAUUUAAUGGCCAAUUUCCACACUCAUAUCAGGAAUAAUGAUAUGAAGACGCUGGUUGAGAAAGAAGGUCGGACUUUUCAAGAGAAAAAGUACAAGUGA
Molecule: messenger RNA, 837 nt
Organism: Mercurialis annua (annual mercury)
Lineage: Eukaryota; Viridiplantae; Streptophyta; Magnoliopsida; Malpighiales; Euphorbiaceae
Exons: 3
Coding region: 1-837 (278 amino acids)
Source: RefSeq, a predicted model, not a curated record